GGAGGGAGUGAGUCACUGAGCGUGUGUGAGGGAGGGAAGGAGCGAGCGAUCGCGCCCGCACCCUGCGCCGGCUGUCCACAGCACCAGCCAGGCCCUGCCGCUGCCCGCAGCCCUGCGCCGAGGCUGGGCCGAGCCGAACCGAGCUGGGUCGGGGCCGGGCCAUGCUGCUCACCGUGUACUGUGUGCGGAGGGACCUCUCCGAGGUGACCUUUUCCCUCCAGGUCGACGCUGACUUCGAGCUGCACAACUUCCGCGCGCUGUGCGAGCUCGAGUCCGGCAUCCCCGCAGCCGAGAGCCAGAUUGUCUAUGCCGAGAGACCUCUCACAGACAACCACAGGUCACUGGCUUCCUACGGCUUGAAAGAUGGGGACGUCGUGAUUUUACGACAGAAGGAGACUGCCGACCCUCGACCUCCAGCGCAGUUUCCAAACCUGCCCCGCAUAGACUUUCGUAGUAUAGCUGUGCCUGGCACAUCGAGCUCCCGGCAGCGGCAGCCACCAGGAGCACAGCAGUCCCACUCGUCCCCCGGAGACCUAGCUUCAUCUCCCCAGGGCUUGGACAACCCGGCCUUGCUCCGAGACAUGCUGCUGGCCAACCCCCACGAGCUGUCCUUGUUGAAGGAGCGCAACCCGCCCCUGGCAGACGCCUUGCUCAGUGGAGACCUUGAGAAGUUUUCCAGGGUCCUGGUGGAGCAGCAGCAAGACCGAGCCCGGAGAGAGCAAGAAAGGAUCCGUCUGUUUUCUGCUGACCCUUUUGAUCUUGAAGCUCAGGCGAAAAUAGAAGAAGAUAUAAGGCAACAGAACAUUGAGGAAAACAUGACGAUAGCUAUGGAAGAAGCUCCGGAAAGUUUUGGCCAAGUAGUGAUGCUUUAUAUUAACUGCAAAGUGAAUGGACAUCCUGUGAAAGCCUUCGUUGACUCAGGUGCCCAGAUGACUAUUAUGAGCCAAGCGUGUGCGGAGAGGUGUAACAUAAUGAGGCUGGUGGAUCGUCGGUGGGCAGGGAUCGCCAAGGGAGUGGGCACCCAGAAGAUUAUUGGAAGGGUACAUCUAGCCCAGGUUCAGAUCGAAGGGGACUUCCUGGCCUGCUCCUUCUCCAUCCUCGAGGAACAGCCGAUGGACAUGCUUCUGGGGCUCGACAUGCUGAAGCGGCACCAGUGUUCCAUUGACCUCAAGAAAAACGUCCUCGUGAUCGGCACCACAGGCUCACAGACCACCUUCCUUCCUGAGGGCGAGUUACCGGAGUGUGCUCGGCUGGCGUAUGGGGCCGGGCGAGAGGAGAUGAGGCCAGAAGAGAUUGCAGACCGAGAACUGGCGGAAGCCCUUCAGAAAUCCAUACAGGAUGCAGAGAAGAGCGGGGAAGAAACUACCUCACUGGGAAUGUCGUCAUUACCAACUUCCGAUGGGUGUGACCAUCCAGCCCAUCCUUCAGGGCAGAGUCCUGAGACCGGUGACCCUGCGGGGCUUGCUCGCUCUGUCUCUGCUCCAGUCGGCCCUGUCAAGCCCAGUGACCCAGGCAGCAUCCAGCCUACAGCUGGGAAGGCCUCGAAUUCUGCUGAAUUCCAGACAGCCUCUGAAAAGAAAGAGCAUCUUCCCCCCCAGGACCUUGCCGGUCAUGCUCCUUCAGCAGACAGUGCUCUGGCAGCCCGGAGUCCAGCCACGCACGUGCAGAAUUCACCCGGAGAAGCUGCUGUCGCAGAUCACCCGGGGAAAUCUCAUCUCCACACAGGACAGGAAGUACCUGUCACGACGACUGGGGUGCAAGAAACACAGAGGUUUCUGGGUGAAGAAGGUUGGCCUCCAGCAUGUGAGGAUCCGAGUCCAGUGACUGGCCUUCAGCAGCACAAGGAACCAGGGAAUCAACAGCAUGAGGUUGUACCACAGAACAUGCCACAUGACCAAGAGCAUCUUUGUGUCACAGGGGGCGUUGACCUGCUUGGAGAAAGGCAACAGAAUCAACCAAAAAGUGUUGAUGCAGAAGCUGCAGCGAAAGGAGGCGGGCUGCAGCAGAAUGUGGACCUUCCGUGUACACGGAGAAACAGUCCGCCUUCCGAAUGCUACGACUGCUCGGACUCAGAAACACUCAUGGAAGUAGAUACAGUUGAACAGUCCCUAGUUGCUGUGCUGAACUCAGCCGGUGGUCAGAAUGCCAGUGUCAAGAACAUCAGCGCAUCUGAUAGCACCUUGGAUAAUCCCUCAAUGGAAGUGGAACCAUCAAAAUGUAACACUUCACCUGAAAUUUUGAGUAAUUCCAUUCCCACUCAGAAUCCACAGUUCCCAGGAUGCAAUGCGGAAAUGUCCGGAAUAAAUAAAGAAUGUGGGAAUUGCUCCCCGUCGGUAAGUCCGUGCGGCAGUUGUCAGCCCUGUGUGGAGGCCACAGAGGGAUCUUGCUCAUCGAUCACAGCAGCCUUGAAGGAACUUCAUGGACUCCUGGUCACCAAUAGUAAACCAGCUUCAGAAAAUACCUCUGAAGAAGUUACCUGUCAGUCAAAAACAGUAACUGAGGGCCAAACAGGUUUUGGGGUCUUUCCUGAAAGAUGGAUCCAAAAUGAGCAGCUUAUAGCUACCCAGAAUGAACAGUGUUCUCAAGUCUCCUUCCAUCAGGCCAUAUCUGCAUCAAUGAAGACAGAAAAAUUAACAGACACUUCGACUGGCUCUGGAAUAGAAGACGUAGAAAGUGCUAACUUCAGGGGUCCGGGUGAUGGCCUAUCAACUGAUAAGAAAGGUGUCCCCGAGUCUAGGGAGUCAGUAAAUGAGAGCAGUUCUGUCACUCUGGCCUCGGAUAAGACGUCUAAUCAAUUACACUGCACCUUAGGUGUCGAAAUCUCACCCAGACUUGCAGCAGGUGAAGGGGAGGCACUCAGUCAGACUUUGGAGCAAACGAAGUCCUGGUCAUCAGAUUUCAUAUUGGUUAAAGAUUUGGGUCAGGGCACACAGAACCCAGUGACAGGCAGGCCUGAGACCAGAGACGUCUGUCCUGAAGCUACAGGGCCACUUCUGGAAUCCGAGCCGCCUACCAGCUGUCCAUCAUCAAGUCCCUCCAUGCUUCCAUCGUUCGUUUUUCCUGCGGCGGACAUUGACCGGAUUCUCCGUGCCGGCUUUACUUUGCAGGAAGCUCUUGGGGCUUUGCGUCGAGUUGAUGGAAAUGCAGACCUUGCACUUCUUAUUUUGCUGGCAAAGAACAUUGUAGUUCCUACGUAACCAUGGAAAAGUGGGCUAGACCAUACUCCAUUCCCUAAAAAAAAAAGCUAUACACACACACACUCUCACCACAUAUGCAGUAUAUGUAGAAACCUGUGAGCAGAAUGUUGAGCCAGAUUUUUUUUAAAGAUUUUUUUUCAGCCAAAGUAAUUUAUGAUCUCUUGUCUGAUGAUUUUGUCUAUUCUAUUUGUUAAGAUUUGGGCCUUUUUAAAUGUACUGGCAGUAUGUGCAUACGAAAGCCUUUUAUUCUCAUUAAGAUGAUGUAUUCUGGAAUAAAACUGAUGAUUUUGUGUCCAGCAUACCAUUUAGAACGAGAGUGAAUGCUGCUUCAAGAAGCAGAAGCCCUGAGAAAUCGCACCAUCUGUGCAGCUAGGAGCAAAUCGAGUUCCCAGUGAGGCUGAGUCUGUGCUGUGGGCACAUGGGUUAUGGCUCAUCGGUUCCAUUGUCACUUGACAAGCUUGACUACAUGGUUUGGGUCUUCAGAAUUCUCCUCAGUGCUCUGAGUAUCAUGAUUCAUCAGGUAUAACAAGACACUGAAGAGUAAUUGAUGAGUAUCUCCUAGCGUGGUACGUUAUUAUUUGUGUGGUUAGGGUUCAACAUUUUAAAGAGAUGAAUCAGGAGGAUUUAAAAUCUGGGUUCCUUUGUACAUCACAGGCUACUACAUGGAUUGCCACGCAGCUUGGCGGGGGGGGGAUUCACGUAAGAGUGAACCAUGGUGCUACCCAGAUUUUUAAAAAAGUCCUGCAAUUCAGUCUGCAAAUGUGGUGAUGUUUCAAGAACUGUGAGUGAGAAAUAAUGACCCAAACCUUGGAGUUUCCUAGAGCCCGGGGUUGCUAGCAUCUCACUGAUCAUACCUCAACCCUUCAUGACUAGCGAUGAUCUGAAGUUCAGCUUAUGGGUUGACGGCAGUCCGUUUCUCUUCUAAACUCUGCUUCCACGAGGGCGUUGUUCUAAGGCUCCGUCUGAGCUGCGAUCUGGUGAAAUAGUGAAGCGGGAACCUUGUCGCUGGUUCAUCUCGGUGCUCAGAAGGGUCUGUCUGUUCAGUGAGUGUGCUCCGUGGCCAUGGAAAUAGUCAUUGCAGUUUCAGACUCAGGUGGCCUUGGUCGUGUAUUCCAUCCCUUUUCUUUCCUCAGGAGUUGGUUUUGGUUUUUUUAAGCAAGAUGCGUCACAUUUGUGUUUACCGUGUCAAGGUAGAGCAGGGCAGUCAGUCUCUCAAUGUCCUUACUGUGGCCUUUUCAAAUGUGAGGGCUUGUCCUUGGGAGUCAGUGUCCUGUGGGCCCCACUGUGCAAUAAUCCUGGGGGGUAGAUUUCCCAGCGUCUCCCACCCUGGGGUGGGGGGCUGCUUUCUUAGGUCCCUAGCAGGAAAUUUUGGUUUUUAUUGAAAAGAAUUUUGAGCAUGAUAAUUCCCAGUUCCAGCUUGCAAUGUGUUUGAAACAGAACCUUUGAGACAGCGAUUUAUGAGUUUAGUGUUGAAUGACUUUGUCUUAAAGUCUGGCUCUCUUUGAAAGCUUAUUUCCAUCAGAAUUUACAUCACUGAGCACAAUCAAAAUGGAGCCUCAUAUCUUAGGAGUUUUUGACAUUUCAGUUUGGGGCUAAAGGCAUUUCAUUUCUGCCCUUUCCCCUCUUUCUUUUGGCUCUGAUACUUGUGUGUGUGUUGGGAGACAUGAGUAAUGUGAUGGGAAGUCCCCUAGAUUCUUCGACACCCUCUGGGGUUAGGAAACAGUUACAGAAGCUGUAGUUGACUGUUCCCAAGAGGACUCCCAGAACAACAGGUCAGCCAGAUUGUCUUUAAAAUGUUCUUCUAGACAAUCACAUACUGCAGACCCUUUUGCCUGCCCUACACCAAAGACGUCAGAUGCAUCAGGAAACGGCUUAGAGGGUUCAGUCGGCCGACUCUGAGGGCUGUUUGUCAUGAAGUAGUUGAUGCUUUUUGGUCGGAAUCAAAUCGAGUGGUAGCGGGAUGUGUCUCUGCAUUCACUUAAUGGGUGGUGACUGGGAAUUUAUUUGAAGCUUAUAAAUUUUCAGGGCCACGAGGUGGGGUAGGGGGGAGAACUUAUCAAUAACAAGAUUACUCCCCAAAGUCCUUCUGUAUGAAGAUGGGGCUUGCGGCUUUCUGGGAGUGGGUGGCGUAUACCAUGAGAGGAGCCUUGGCCACUGACUUCUCAGCGUGUAGACGGGAGUCGGUCCCAAAGGGGGAAUAUGGACUGUCGGCCCAAAAGGGCUUCAUUGCAAUAGUGCGUAUUCAUUUUCAGUAGAAAAUAGGCCUAUAGGUGUACAUGAGUUUUUGUUAGGAAUACUUUUGAGUUUAACCCACUUGCCAAAUAUCUUUGUCUUUUUUUAAUCAUUUAUUUUCCAGUAUGUAAUUGCUUUUUAUUUUUAAGACCUGAUUUCUUGUCCAUCAUUUGUGUAAAAGUCAAGUUGUCGAUAUUGUCAGGGGUUUGAAUCGUUUGUAAAUUCGGCAGAUCUAGAACACAAAGGGAAUUAAAGAACACGACACUAGUCAGCCUUCACUACCAGCUUUUAUUCCAAGUGCAGAAAUUGGAGAAUAACUUUUCCAAGAGUAAGGUGAAGUCGUGAAACUCCUCUGGUUGCCAGCGGAACUGGUAACAGCCAUUCUAACCAGUGAUGGGCCACUUUCCUGGCCAGCUCUCUGGUUAGCGCUUACCUCCAAGGGCGGUCUCAGUUUAUUCACCAAAGAAAGAUUUUUGUGUAUAACUUCUGCAUUUUCCCGUAAGUUGGUUGCUGUGUGCAAGAAAGUGCUUGGUAACCAGACACCGACAUCUAGGUUAUGGAUUUUGCCCAUUGACGGGGAUAGGAGUGAUUUCCACUGCACCCGUUGAGGCCUCCAGACACCGGCCAGUAGCCUUCACCCCACAGCUUGGGCCUUAGCCAUAAACAUAAGGACUACCAGUUGCUCGGCAAAGGGAACUGAGUAGACGGUGCGUGUGUUAAAACUAAUUUGCUUGCAGCCUCCCCCACGUGUUUCUUCCCAAAACACUUCUCCAGCAAAGAGGGUUGCAUAAAAAUGGACAGAUACAUGAGGCUUUGUGUCCCUGGUUUUAUAACCAUUUCAAGUGGAAUCUGCCUGUUCUUCCCUUAUCAACUUCUGUCUCUAGUAAAAGCCAUAAAAAUCUAGUUGGUUUAACCACCAGCUGUUGUGUAUAUAUAGAUGUGUGACUGAUGAAUAUGCUCCAGUUAACAUUAUGUAGAUUAAAAAGCAGACAAUUUUCAUAUCUGCAGAUACAGCCUUCACUUGGGGCUUUUAUCUCACCGUGUACAUUAAAAAACCAGCUUUGCAAAUAACUGGCCAGGAGAAUCACAGUGCUUUCUGAUUUUCUUUUCUUGCCUAUGUGACACCCGCCCUGAGGGUAAACAGGGUAAUUGUGCUGUUACCUGCCCCAGAGUUGUUAACACAUCAUAAGAGAAACCAACUGGUUUACGCAUUCUGCCCCUGUCUAGCACAGGUACCGAAAGGCCAGGUUUCUGCUUGGACUUGGGGGGCUUAGUGCACUCUGGCCGAACUAGAAACAAACAGUUUUCCUUCUCAGAAGAUGAAUGUUACCUUAGGAGUUCCAUAGGGUAAAAGGCUUUUUCUCUGGGAGAAUUUAAAAUGCCAAUUCCUCUUAACAAAGUAAAUUCAAAGCAUGUCCCGGAGAACUGGGAGUGUAGAGUCACAGCUCAAGUUCUGUGCCCGGGUGCUCCCUCCGUGGGUGCCACUGGGAGCUCACUGAGCAAACUGAAUAAUUUAGGGGUGAACCUUUGAUGAGCUUGAUCUUCUCUUGUGCCUUAGUCUCCUCCGCAAAUAGCAGAGGCAGCACAUGUUGGUGAGAACUGAAAAUGGAAGUGAAGUGGGAGGGGGCACAUUGACGGCGGCCCUCCUGAAGAUCAUGGGCAUACAUUGGAUGGUCCUGAGGCUCAGCUUUAUUCAUUCACAAUUGUCCGACACCCAGUCAUUUGGUGGAACUGGGGGGAAGGGGCGGGCGGAUGGUUUGCAGGGUAAAAAGUACAUGUACAUGGAAGAUAAUCCUAAAGAUGCACCGGCGAUGGUCAACUUUUCCUUCUUCCAUCAGGCCCUGUUCCCAUGCAGGGUAGAGAUAGGGAGUGUGCCUCAGCAUGCUCCCCGCUCCCCCAGCGCUCAGCUGCUCUGGGACACUGACCUUCUGGGCCACUGGGCCAGCAGCACUGAGAGGCUCCGCAGGGUUGUUUUAAAGCCGUGGAGUGCAAGGUGUGGAAACGGGGCUCCAGAGCAGGAAAUCUAGUGAGGGUGAGGGACGGGGCGGUAGGCAGCACUUACAAGAAUUCAGGACUCUACCACCAACUCUUUCUACAGGACAGCUCCAUCAAAAGGACUUUUUCUAAAAUGUUUUUUUAUUUUUGUGGGGAGGAGAAAGACCAAGAGAAACAUCAGCGUGAGGUUGCUUGCCUCUCACGUGGCCCCCACUGGGGACUGGCCUGCAACCCAGGCACGUGCUCUUGACCGGGAGUCCAACCAGUGACUCACACGCAGUCCACUGAGCUACAAGCCAGAGCAAAAGGACAUUUUAACCCAUCAUUUAGAAUGUCAUCAUGUAAUGUAAUCUUGAAGCAUACAGGGAGAAUUUCUGGUUUUAGUAACUUUAGAGGUUUACGAUGAGCUAUGUAUUGGUAUUGGUAACCUCGACCCUCUGGGGCUUGAAGGUGUGGGAUGUAGCUGAUGUUUUAGGGCACGGUCUCGUGGAAUGAAAUCUGCAAGGGGAAUGGUUCAAGGGCGUAGGAGUUUGAGAAUAUUUCUUUCGCCUAAAAAAUCUAAGCAAACUACAGAAGACCUGGAGUGGAGCUGUGGAAUACAAAACGAGAGUAAUUUUUACAGAACUCUAUCUCUUUAAAUAGGUACGAUAAGGUUUUCAUUAGCUGACUCGAGGAAGGGACAUGCUGGGAUGUUUUCCUGGGCAGUACAUGUCCGAUGAGAAAUGAUGCUGAUCACCAGGAGUUUGUUUCACACAACCUUGAAUGAAUGCAUCUGUGGCUUGAAGAAAAAGGCAGGCAGAUCGGUUUAAGGUUUAUCUCCAAAUGCCUUUGGUGUGAGGUUGCCUGACGCUGCCCAGACGCCUUUUUCCUUCUCUGAAGGCCCCACAGCUGAGUCUGUGCCACCGGAGACCUUUCUCUGAAUGAUUAUGUUUCCACACUCUGUUCUCUUCAUCAUCCUAUUGAGAUAGUUCUGGUGAUGGGGCAACUCGACAUACUAAUUGCAUUUGCCUUUUUCACUGUGUAUUGACAAUGGAAGUUACUUUGCUCAUUUUAAUCCAAAAUAUCAUCUUCAUGGCAAGUUGGGCCAGUGGCCUUUGCACUCAAGUAAGGUUUGUUUACUAGAAUUACAGCCAUAUUUGGCAAAUGUUAACACACAGAAACUGCUCUUUCCCCCCUUAUUUGUUCUUACAGUUGCUCAUGUAUGUUUUCCUGACUUCUGACACUUUGAGACUACUGCAUCUUAGAAGAACUGGGCUGAUGGCAAGAUAGGCAUGCCAAGAGCUCAGUCUCUCCCAUAAUGCUUUGGUUUUGAGAGUUGGAAAACUCUGAGAACUUAAGGGAACCAAACUCAGGAAUCCCAAAGUUGGUUGCAUUGUGCUGUUGGCUUAGGGGCUGGACACAGGGCCAGUCUGCAGCUGCGUGAACUAGGUGCAUUUGGGUUUGAAUUUUUGUCAUAUAACGGAAGUGUAAGUCAGCUCUAAAUAAUUAAAACACUUUAUUCUUUUUUUAAUAGGAACUUUCUGAAGAAAGGUGAUGUGUAAAACAUUUGAUAUUUAAGACAAUAAAGUUUUUAUCGUAA
Molecule: messenger RNA, 9003 nt
Organism: Artibeus jamaicensis (Jamaican fruit-eating bat)
Lineage: Eukaryota; Metazoa; Chordata; Mammalia; Chiroptera; Phyllostomidae
Gene: DDI2
Product: DNA damage inducible 1 homolog 2
Exons: 9
Coding region: 162-3197 (1011 amino acids)
Biological process (GO): proteolysis
Molecular function (GO): aspartic-type endopeptidase activity; protein binding
Source: RefSeq, a predicted model, not a curated record